CAACAACAGGCUGCGGCAGGCUUAUUUUUUUGGAAAAGGGACAUGCCCAAGACGUCACAGUAUUAUAUUCUGGGUCCAAGUUAUCCCGUUUUUAAGCGCAGGCACACUUUGUUCCAGUUCACUUUCAGUAGCUAGUUUCAAUAAACUGUUAUUUGAAGAGGGAAUUUGUAUCCCACACGUCAUGUCUCUUGCUGGGGAAGUUUGUCUCAUUACUGGAGCGUUUGGAUUCCUGGGACAAAAAAUUAUCCAGCUUCUGCUGCAGGAGGAUGAGCUUGCAGAGAUCAGGCUCCUUGACAGGCACGUCAGGCUUGAUAUACUUGAAUCUUUGGAAGAGUUUCGUGGCCAAACCAAGCUGACUGUGUUUGAGGGGGAUAUCAGAGAUGCAGAGCUCCUCAAGAAAGCAUGCCAGCAUGUCAGCCUUGUGAUCCACACAGCUUCGCUCAUUGAUGUCACUGGAGCUAUAGACGAAAGGGAACUAAAAGAAGUGAAUGUAAAAGGUACCCAGUUCUUGCUGGAAGCCUGUAUACAAGAGAAUGUGAAAACCUUCAUCUACACCAGCAGCAUUGAGGUGACAGGUCCAAACACCCGGGGAGACCCUGUGAUCAAUGGGAAUGAAGACACAGUUUAUUCAUGCACCUUGAAAUUUCCCUACAGCAAGACCAAGUUCCAAGCUGAACAGUUGGUUCUACAGGUCAAUGGGGAGGUUCUCAGAAGUCAAGACAAAAUGGUGACAUGUGCCCUGCGGCCCAUGUACAUCUAUGGGGAAGGCAGUAAGUUCCUUUUGGGCCACAUGGAUAAUGGAAUCAGAAACAGGGGCAUAUUAUUACGUCGCUCCAAAAAGGAGUCUGUUGUGAACCCAGUGUACGUAGGCAAUGUAGCCUGGGCCCAUAUUUUAGCAGCCAAAGCUAUGAGGGAUCCCAAGAAAGCUGCCUUGAUUGGUGGUAGGUUCUACUUCAUCUCAGAUGACACUCCACAUGUAAGCUACUCAGAUUUCAUCCACAUCGUGUUAAAGCCAUUGGGGUUCGGGAUUCAGGAGAGGCUCGCUCUCCCUCUGCCACUGCUGUUGUUUCUCGCACUCCUUCUGGAGAUGGUGCAGGUCUUUUUGAAACCUUUUGUGAAGUACACUCCCAGAAUGAAUCGCCAGCUUCUCAUCCUGCUCAACACGCCGUUUAGCUUCACCUAUAAAAAAGCACAAAGGGAUUUUGGUUACACUCCAAAGUACAGCUGGGAGGAUGCUAGGACCAUUACCACCACUUGGCUUGAAUCUGUUUUGCCACAGCACCGUGCACUUCUGAAAACACAUUAACAGCAUUAGACAGUGGUCAGUUCUUUACAGGUUUGUUGGUUCUUGUCAUUUACUUUUUUUUGUUUGUUUUAUUGAUUGCGAUAACUAAAGCCUGUAAGGAAUUCCAGCCUGACGUAUUGUGGGCUGCUAUGGUUAAACAAUUUCUGAUCACCCCCAAAUCUUAGUAAGAAACAUAAAUGAAUAUCUAAGGCAUUUAGAUUCUCAGACCUGCACCUGUAGGAGUUUCUCCAGUAGCACCAGAUCCCAGUCACAGACUUUGCACCAAGUUCCUCUUUGUUGAUGUAAAUUCUUUAAACAAGUAGUGUUAUUUUGUAGUAACAAAAAGAAGCAUGUACCAUUAUCAAAUAAAAUUGUAAAAA
This is a messenger RNA of Acipenser ruthenus (sterlet), 1665 nucleotides long. RefSeq names its product 3 beta-hydroxysteroid dehydrogenase/Delta 5-->4-isomerase-like. Gene Ontology annotation, biological process: steroid biosynthetic process. Gene Ontology annotation, molecular function: 3-beta-hydroxy-Delta5-steroid dehydrogenase (NAD+) activity. The record is from RefSeq and is a predicted model, not a curated record. Bases 182 to 1306 code for a protein of 374 amino acids. The transcript is spliced from 3 exons. Lineage: Eukaryota; Metazoa; Chordata; Actinopteri; Acipenseriformes; Acipenseridae.